UCAGCCAAUAGGAAGACGGGAAGCUUUGACAGGCAGUUCGAUCAGCCAAUGAGCGCCGCCGGUGUCUAGAAAGCCAGAGGCCGGAGACAGCGGGCGCAGCAGUCGGCAGUGAAGGGCAUUGGGCACAUUGCUGCAGUUACAGACCGGUGAGUAGCCAUGGGAGGACACGACUCAGGGGCACAGCACCACUUCACUGGCAUCAAGAAGUACUUCAACUCUUAUACCAUGGUCGGCAGGAGGAAUUGUGUACUGGCCACAUACGCAAGCAUUGCAGCGAUUGUCCUUUUCUUUAAGUUAAAACCCAAGAAACAAGCGGCAGUCACAGAUAAAUAAUGGUUCCUGGACAGAGAGGCUGCAGGACCAUCUCCCCUCCCAUGGACUCGCUCACAUCUUGACAUUAAAAACCAGAUAGCUUGUAUUUGUAUUGUCUUUAUUUGCAAGAUAAAAAGGUCUGUACAAAAUGCGGCGGCGGCGCCAUCCUGCCCAGGCGGCCAUGUUCCACUUCACCAGUUUGUUGGUCUGAGUAAAUAAAUGUUUCACAAGUCC
Messenger RNA from Bufo bufo (common toad), 546 nucleotides. It is a transcript of the gene ATP5MK, whose product is annotated as ATP synthase membrane subunit k. The transcript has 4 exons. Bases 157 to 333 code for a protein of 58 amino acids. The record is from RefSeq and is a predicted model, not a curated record. NCBI's taxonomy places the organism in Eukaryota, Metazoa, Chordata, Amphibia, Anura, Bufonidae.